Messenger RNA from Hyaena hyaena (striped hyena), 1893 nucleotides. RefSeq names its product basic proline-rich protein-like. The transcript has 4 exons. NCBI's taxonomy places the organism in Eukaryota, Metazoa, Chordata, Mammalia, Carnivora, Hyaenidae. The record is from RefSeq and is a predicted model, not a curated record. Bases 1 to 1893 code for a protein of 630 amino acids.
AUGGCAGCGGCGGCGACGCGCCAUCUUGUAGCGGGGCCUGGCCCGAGCCAUUCAUUCGGCGCGGGGGCGCGGGGACCCCGGCCCGGCCCGGCCGCGGGGGUCGCCGCCGCCCGGCCGCCCGUGCCCCCCGCCCCGCCCCGCGGGCUCCGCACCCGGCGGGGGGGAAACGACGACGGGCUCGCGACGGGGCUGCUCCCACUUUUCGAACCCCGGACGCUCCCUUUGUUCUCGCGGCCGCGACCCGGCCGGCCUGCAGACCCCGGCCCAGCGCGCCUCCUCCCGGGCCAGCCUCCGGCGCACAGCCCCCAGGGAGGUCGGGCCGGAUCGGACCUCGGACCCCGGACCCGGACCCAGGACCUGGGAUCCCGGACGCAGACCCCGACCCAGGACCCCGGACUCCGGGUCCCAGACCGCGGACCGCGACUCAGGACCCAGGACCGCGGACCCCGACCCGGGACCCCAGACCUAGAACCCAGGACCGCGGGCCUGGAAACAAGGCCCCCCAGAACACGGAUCGCAGACCCUGGCUCAGGGUCCCCGGCCCCCACCCCAAGACCCCAGCCUCUAGCCCCUCCGACCCUGGCCCCUGGGCCCGAACUCCGGACCCUGAUCCCUGCGAAGAAGCCCAGACCCCGGCCGCACAUCCCGAUCCCGGACCUGGGACACCGGACCGCGGACCACAGCCCUGAUCCCGGCCCCAGCCGAAGCCCGCAGGGUCCCCGCCCGCUCCCGGCCCGCGACCCCACCCGGGCGGGGCAGGAAGACGCGGCCGGGCGGCGGAGUGGGGGCGGGGAGGGUGGGGGCGGGGCGGCUCCGGCUGGCGGCUGCGGGGAGGGGCCGGGGCCGGGGUCUCCGGGCAGGGGCAGGGGCUGCUGCGCUCACCUCGUCCUGCCUGACGCGCCCGCGCCCCGCCGCCUCAGCCGCCUCAGCCGCCGCUCUGGAGGUGGUCGCGUUCGGGCCGCUCCGCGGGCGCUGUGGGCAGGUGCGCCGGCGAGGCUCGGUCCGGUCCCGCGGCGGCUGCUCCACUCCCGCGCCCGCGCCCGCUCCCGCUCCCGCUCCCGCUCCGCCGCCGCCUCCGUCCGCCCCUCAGACGCCUCCAGCCAUCGGGAUGGGCGCGGCGGCCCCUGCCCGCAGCCUCGGGAAACCCCACGCCGCGUCACCGCGCACGUCGCGCGCGCACGCAGGGCCCGGCCUCGGCCCCGGCGCGCGCACGCUCGCGCGCUUCCUCCCUGCGCCCACCCCGGGAGCGUGCGCGAGCGGCUUAAAGGGGCCGCGCGGGCUGUAGGGGAACCCGCUGCGGAAGGACCCCAGGCCUGGUCCGCCCCUGGCCCGGCACUGCGCCGGGCUCUCUGCGCUAGCGUGGGCCUGCCUGCCGCCGACCCGCUCGCUUCCCCGCCAAGCGGAUAUGCCCAGCCUCUGCUCGCCCGGGACUGGAUCCCCGCCUCCCGGUGGACCGGGCCAGUCCUCGGAGACGCCCGUGGGGGCUUGUGCUGCAGAGGCUCCAGUUCGGGCUCCUCCUGGCGGAGGCGCAUCUGCCCCAGCCCCUGGCCCACCCCGGCCUGGACCUGCGUGCUGGGGACAGAGCCCCGCUUCCUUGGCUGCUCUGCCCCCAACCCCAAAGCACCCUCUGGGGUCGCCUGGGGCAGCGGCAUCAAGGGGACGGUCAGUGCUCCCACCAGCCCAGCCGCGUUUCCAGUCCUGGCCUGGGUGGCUCGCUCGGCAAGGAGGCCCCCGUGGGUCCCCACAGGCCUUCCCCCAGCCACCUGCAGAAAGCUAGGCGGUCGCCUGCCGGCCAACCCGGACCUACCGCAGCUGCCAGCCAUGUCCCGGGGCAACCUGGGCGCACACCUGGGCCCGGGCUGGGAGCACUCACCAGAGGCCAGGAAGAUGUGA